AUGUCCGGCCAUCGACCACUCGCAGCCCCUACAUUAGACAGCGAACUGUUGGGAGACGAGACCACCCCUGGCGGAGCAGCGGCCAACGUCAUAAGUCAAGGAGUAGUUAGACAGCACAGAGUCGAUAAUGCACAAUACAAUCGACGCCAUCUUACUGGGUCUUCCUGCAAGAAAAGGUGGUGGAGCAUCGACACGACACGGAAACGAGCAUCUACGUCACUCAAACUCGCCCAGCUUUCGCUCCUCCACCCAAAAAGAGCAAACAACUCGAAAACAUUUCACUGCAUACAACAUACAACGAUCACUGCACCACGGCUGUCGCUGCCAUACACAACAUUCAAGCACUGA
Nannizzia gypsea CBS 118893 is the source of this 348-nucleotide messenger RNA. RefSeq lists its product as hypothetical. Bases 1 to 348 code for a protein of 115 amino acids. The transcript is spliced from 3 exons. NCBI's taxonomy places the organism in Eukaryota, Fungi, Ascomycota, Eurotiomycetes, Onygenales, Arthrodermataceae. The record is from RefSeq and is a predicted model, not a curated record.